Molecule: messenger RNA, 2864 nt
Organism: Nannospalax galili (Upper Galilee mountains blind mole rat)
Lineage: Eukaryota; Metazoa; Chordata; Mammalia; Rodentia; Spalacidae
Product: tigger transposable element-derived protein 2-like
Exons: 4
Coding region: 976-2643 (555 amino acids)
Cellular component (GO): nucleus
Molecular function (GO): DNA binding
Source: RefSeq, a predicted model, not a curated record
UGGGGGCGGGACCUGGCGCGCUGGGAGACCAAUGGGCAGCGGCAGGCUCAAGGGUCGCCCGCUUCCCAGGGGCUCGCUCUCCCCGGGGCUCCGCUGGCGGCGACAGGUGAGACCCUUCAUUCGCGGGGGCGCGGCUCUCGGAUUGCGUCCUUAAGACAGACAGGUGACGGCCGCCAGCUGAGGCCGCUGCCGCCGCCCCGAGUCCCGCGACACCCGGAGCGGGUGUUAGUCACCUCCGGGUCCUGUCCCUCCGGGGCCGGAAAGGACUCGGCGACCCGCGAUCGGGGUCACUUCCCUUCCUGUCGUCUACAGCGGCCCUCGUGGACAAAGCAGAUUUUUCCCCAGAAUAUACUUUUUAUUUUUUGGCUUUUAUGAAAGUAUAAAGCAGCUAGCGCUGCAAGGCGAGUUGCUGUGACAGUUUUAUCAUAGGCAAGGUCUUUGCAGUGCCCAAAAUGUUAAUUUCCUGUAGAAGAAAUUAGAAACCGCCAAGAAAGAUGCUGUUGAACCAGUUAGAAGGCUAUUACAGCUGCCCCAUUAAGAGAUGAUGAUAAUGUGAAUUUGGGAGAUAGCAGAGAAGAUGCAGAAAAGAAGACAGAUUGUAAAGAUGGAAUCACACCAUGUAUCCCUGGCUGACCCGGAACUCACUAAGUAGACCAGGCUGCCCUGGAAAUCAUAAAGAUUCACCUACCUCUGCCUCCUGAUUCUUGGAUUGAAGAUGUGUACCACCAUGUCCAGCCUGAAAUACAUUUCUUAAAUGGUUCCCAGUCUCUAUUCCACAAUUGGGAAAUAAGACAAAAGUGGAAAACACUGUGAAACCCGAAAGUGUUUUGUACAUUUUACAUCUGGACUAUUUGGCAACAAAACCAACUGUAAACAAACAUGGAACCUCUGAUCUUUCAGUGCUUACAUCCAUCCAUCACACUCGCCCUUCUAUUUACUGACAUUUUGCAGCUUGAAGAUUAAUUGCAUUGGAAAAUGUCCAAAAGAGUUAAAGAUAUUCCUCUUGGUAACAGUGAAAAGAAGAAGAAGAGGAAACAUUUGUCUUUAUCAAUAGCUCAGAAAGUGGAAUUAUUGCAGAAGCUUGAUGCUGGUGUGACUGUGAGGUGUCUCACUGAAGAGUAUGGUGUGGGAACCACCACCAUAUAUGACUUAAAGAAACAGAAAGACAAGCUGCUUAAAUUUUACAGUGACAGUGAUAACCAUGAACUAAUGAAAAACAGAAAAACAUUGCAUAGGGCCAAAAAUGAAGAUCUGGAUCGUGUAUUGAUUGAAUGGAUUCAGCAGCGGAGAAGUAAAGAUAUGCCACUGACUAGUUUGUUGGUCAUGAAACAAGCUAGAAUAUACCAUGAAGAACUGAACAUUGAAAGUGAGUGUGAAUAUUCAGAAGGCUGGCUACAAAAAUUUAAAAAGCGACAUGGAAUUAAGUAUCUUAAAAUGUGUAGUGGGAAAGCUUCUACUGAUUGUGAAACAGCCGAAAAUUACAUUGAUGAAUUUGCUAAGAUCAUAUCUGAUGAAAACCUCAGUCCUGAACAAAUUUACAAUGCUGAUGAAACAGCCCUUUACUGGUGCUAUGUUCCUAGAAAAACCUUAACCAUGGCCAAUGAAAGAGCACCAACAGAUUUCAGGGAUGCCAAACAGAGGUUAACUGUUCUUGGGUGUGCUAAUGCUGCAGGCACACAUAAAAUAAAAUUGGCCGUGAUUGGGCAAAGUCUACAUCCAAGUUAUUUAAAAGAUGUGAGCAGUUUACCUGUGCAUUACUAUGCAAAUAAGAAAGCAACAGUAACAAGAGCAAUCUUUUCUGACUGGUUCAAUAAACACUUUGUGCCAGCAGCACGAAUUCAUUGCAAGAAGGCUGGACUAGGAGGAAAUUGCAAAAUCUUACUGUUCCUAGACAGCUGUUCUGCACAUCCUCCUCCAGAACUUCUUGUGAAAAGUAAUGUUUUCAGCAUUUACCUCCCCCACAAUGUGACGUCCUUGAUACAACCUUGUAACCAAGGAAUUUUACGUUCCCUAAAGAGCAAGUAUAAACACUUUUUUUUGAACAGUAUGCUUGCUUCAGUUAACAGAGGCCUAAAAAUCCAGGACUUCCUUAAAGAGUUUAGUCUUAAGGAUGCCAUCUAUGCAGUUGCUAAUGCUUGGAAUGAUGUUGAUAAGUCAACAUUAACAAAGGCUUGGCACAGGCUUUGGGCUACAAUGAUGUUUGAAAAUGACCUCACUGAUGAAGAUUUUGAAGGCUUUAGAGACUCUAAUGAAAAGAUGAUGAUAUCAAAGCUCAUUACUUAUGCCAAAAGUUUAUCAGCCGAAAGUGUUAAUAAAUUAGAAGAAGCUGACAUUGAAGAAAUGCUGAACAUCGACAAUGAUGCGCCCGUUGUGCAUCCUCUGUAUGAGGGAGAGAUUGCUGAGAUAGGCCUAUAUACAGAUCACCAUGAAGACAGCAGCAGUAAUGAUGAUGGCAUUGUGAGCACAGGGGAAAAGAUACCUACAGACCAAAUGAUAAAAAUGUGUGACCAGUUAAUAGCUGGCCUUAAACAAUGUGCACUUAUCAGCGAGCAAGAGAUCAUGGCACUUUAUUCAAUUAAAGAGAAACUGCUUAGACAGAAACCUGUGUUAAGAAAACAAAUGACACUGGGGAAAGUAUUUUAGAAGACUCUGUAACACCUCCUUAGCACUGAGAAUGUACUUCUGUCCCAUGGAAUGUCCAGCUCCAACCUAAACUCAUAGACAAUGGUAACGGUUGUGUAACUUCUCCAAGAUUCUUGAGCAACCAGAAAUGCUGGACAUUUGUUGCAUGUAUGCAUUAUGUUAUAUAUUUCAUCAGUAUAUAAAUUUUUCUGUAAAUUUCCUUUAACUUUUGAAGAUUUUAA